Molecule: messenger RNA, 1262 nt
Organism: Penicilliopsis zonata CBS 506.65
Lineage: Eukaryota; Fungi; Ascomycota; Eurotiomycetes; Eurotiales; Aspergillaceae
Exons: 1
Coding region: 252-1136 (294 amino acids)
Biological process (GO): peptidyl-threonine phosphorylation; peptidyl-serine phosphorylation
Molecular function (GO): protein serine/threonine kinase activity; ATP binding
Source: RefSeq, a predicted model, not a curated record
AGGCGGACAUGGUGAGAGACCCGAUGACUCCCUUGGCGCCUGACGACCAGCUGCUUUCAAAGUACCUCUGUUUCCCUUUUGCUGCGUUUCUCAUUGAGGGGCCCAAUGGGAACCAUCGUUGUUUCGUUUAUCCGCUGUUGGGUCCUCGUGUUUCGUCUGUCAUUAGGAUGCUUCCUGCGCCAGAGAGGGCCCUCAAGGUGAUUUGCAACCAGGCUGUUCUAGCAUUAGAUACGAUGCAUCGCGUGGGAAAGAUGUGUCAUGGAGGUUCUUUCUCUCUCUCUCUCUCUCUCUCUCUCUCUAUUUGUUUAUUCUUUCUGACGAAUGAAGAAUUCAAACCAGAUAAUAUCCUCUUGAGACUGGUCGAUACCAACCCUAUCCCAAUGACCAAGCUGUGGGCUGAUCUCGGCGAACCGCAAAGAGUCCCCAUCUUGACCUGCGACGGAGUGGCCCAUGACCGACCGAACGUGCCGCGAUACCUCGUCCGCCCCAUUGACUUCCACGGUAUUGAUCGAAGCUAUAUCCAAGGCAGCAUCGCGCUGAUCGAUUUCGGCUGCAGUUUCAAAAUCGACGGUCCCCAUCGCCGACCGUGGAAAUUCGACACCGCGUUUCCCUAUGCGUCGCCGGAGCUGUCGCUGAAAGACCAGCUAGACGUUGCCAACGACCUCUGGGCGCUCGGGUGCACGCUUUUCGAGCUCCGGACGGGCCGCAUGCUCAUACAAGCAGACCACAGUGAUCAGCACGGAUCCCUUUCCCAGAUGGUUCUCCGGCUAGGCGGGAUGCCUCAGGACCUCUGGACAAGAUGGAGGGUGCGAUCGCGGUACUUUGAGGCUGCGCCGCCGUCGCAUGGCCCGCGGAAACCGCCCCCGACUUUGCCAUCGCUGCAUUCUUCCUCUCUCUCUUCUUCUUCUGGGCCACGGUCUCUUCGCGAUGCAGUCGCCCUCGGUCUGGAAUAUACUCACCCCGACCUGUUGGAGCCUAUCAAACGUGACAUUUCCGAGGAAGAAGUGAUUUCUUUUAUUUCCUGCUUGAACCAGGUUUUGAAAUACGAUCCUGAUAAACGUUUGGCUGCGUGGAAGCUCAGAAAGCAUCCGUGGUUCAGUCUUGCGGCAGACCUCCAACCUUGUGGUAAAAAUUAAUAUUCUUGGUAUUUCGGUUGUCAUCUAGGAAUAGACUUUGCUGUUAUCUGAACGGAUCAUAGGAAUACCAUCAAGAUUGAGAAAUAAACGGUUUCCGCGUAGACCUAGCUCUGCUGGUAAAUGUCG